Marchantia polymorpha subsp. ruderalis is the source of this 2010-nucleotide messenger RNA. NCBI's taxonomy places the organism in Eukaryota, Viridiplantae, Streptophyta, Marchantiopsida, Marchantiales, Marchantiaceae. The record is from the annotation of a GenBank genome assembly.
AUUUAGCGAAUCAGUUCGUUCGCUCUUUUGGUUCAAUUUACCACAUGGCUUCUGCACUUACAGGUGCCGGUUCUUUAGCAAGCUAAAAUCACAGUCCCGCUGAGGUACCUUUCCAAUCAUGGAAGUCAUUAUCUUCCUCCACAACAGUGCCCUGCAUCUGCUCCUUGGAAUCGAGUGAGUGUGUGAGAUGUUUUGUGUAUCCAAAGUACAACAUGGCAGCAAGAAGAGUGGAGCGAUUCAGCAGCAUCCCAUGAGGCAAGAGAUCUUGAAACGAUUAUAAUUGUGAUCGCGCCAAAGAGGUGAAGGAGGUGAAAUGUUGGAAGCUGAGUCCAGAGGUUUUAUGUCAGUCACUAGAUACCCACACAACUCCCACCCGGACCAGUGCUGCCUUGGAAAACUCGCAUGCUCCAUACAUCUCGACGUAACAGACGACGUUUCAAGAGAGAAAACAUGGUCGCCAUGGCUGGCCAGUGUCAGUGAGUACAAACCUUGGCUUGUACUUUUGCGCUUGAGCGAUUAGGGUAUCAUUCUUUGAAGAAGUCUCGUGUGAAGCUCAUCUGAAUCGACGAAUUGGACUGACCCCGACGUAAAGAUGAAUGUGAAUCUUCCGAAUUUGUCGAGAAACGAUUUGCGCGGUCGUACUGCCAGAGGAUUGUGCAAGUGGAAUAAUGAAUUCUCCGUUGUCGAGAGGGAGGAACGCGUUACCAGCUUGAGAAUCCGUGGAGCUGAGAAAAAGACUCAAUUAUCUCUCCAGCAUAAGCUAGGACAUCCUGACCUCCUUAGACUCCAUAGGGGUCACAUCCUAGAUCUUGGGCCUCAAAUUUGUGUAGCCGACGAGUUUCGAAAAUUUGCUAUCAAUUGUUACACAAAGGAGGUAAAGUGUUCAACUGAGGGUCAGGGCCAGACUCAAACUAUCAAGAAUGAGACCAUUCUAACAAACAAAGCUCCUCUUCAGUCGAAGGAGAAGAGCCCCAAGCUAGACGAUGGAGGAACUGGGUUACCACCAAGAGAUGGAGGUGGCGGAGGUGGCGGCGGAGGAGGAGGCGGCGGUUGGGGAGGAGGAGGCUUCGUUUUCUGGGCUCUCCUCUUACUUAUUGGAUUUCUCAGAGACCGUGAACUUGAUAAGCCCAACACUGGUCUAAAGCCCAAGAAAAAACAAAGGAGGCAAUUGACUUGAAUGUCACUUUCAGGAAACUCUCCAUUAUACCAUUAUGCAACUCUCCGAUGACUGAUUCGGAAGAACUGUGUAGUUUCGCACCAUUCCAGCAACGAGUAAAGUUAAUAGAAGCUUAUAUUCAGUUUACGUCUCUUGCACAAGAGUCCAGCUGUGCGACAGCUGAUGGUGCGGUAGCUAAAACCAGCACAAACACAGUAAUAUGCGGAAGAAUGCAAGGUACAUGAAUCAAUCACGUCGUCAGGUAGGGGCCUGAUUUGCCUACUACUACCCGCAAAACACGCUGUUCAAGUAGUCUUCCCACCGACCAGAUAUGAUGCUGCCCACUGACUCAAGGUGAAAUUUAGAUCGACCUGCAAAUGUACAUGAAGAGAAUCCUUGACCUCUUCCAUUGUAGAUAAAACACAUCAUGCUUUUGCACCCUUCAAUUUGUCACGAGCACAAGCUGAGAGUCAGACUGAUCCUAGUAGAUCAUGUCUGCCUCAUCUACCAGCCUUAGUCUGCCGUAGAUGAAGAUGAUCGGCUCACGACUGACGCCUUUCGACAUACAAAGAGGAUGAAGACAAGGAUGCGAUCGGCAACUUCCUCUUGGAAGCCCCAUAAACUAUACUGAGGGAGAAACGGAACUAGAGAUUGUGUAAAUCGAGACCGAUAGGCUAUCGGUCUCGAUUACAUAUAUACACCUAUCGGCGAUAGGUGUAUAUAUGUCCUCAUGGGAUACAGGUGUAUGUCCAUGUUGAAUAAUAUUGUAUCAGAAACAGGCGCAUUUAUUGCAGGCUUGCAGCUGCCCCUGGGGUACAUAGAUUUUGGACCCGCAAGUGUCGUGGAGGCUUGAA